This is a messenger RNA of Centruroides sculpturatus (bark scorpion), 1580 nucleotides long. RefSeq names its product trissin receptor-like. Gene Ontology annotation, cellular component: plasma membrane. The coding region runs from base 138 to 1580 and encodes 480 amino acids. The transcript has 5 exons. Gene Ontology annotation, biological process: G protein-coupled receptor signaling pathway. Gene Ontology annotation, molecular function: neuropeptide Y receptor activity. The record is from RefSeq and is a predicted model, not a curated record. Lineage: Eukaryota; Metazoa; Arthropoda; Arachnida; Scorpiones; Buthidae.
AGAUACGAACGAGACAAGACGUACUAAAAUUUCGUCCUUUGAGAAAAUCGAAAAUUAAAUUAAAUUUCUCAUAAAAAAAUAAAUAAUAAUACAGGAAAUAUUGAAAAUAUGCUUCGUGCAAUGUAAAGUUUAAAAGAAUGACCACAAUUGAAACUAUAAUGGAAUAUGGUGAAAAUGGUAUAAAUUUAACAAAUAAAACUGGUUUUGAUGACCCUAAAACGAAUCAAAUCUUUACUGAUAAGACUACAAGAAUAUGCUUGAUUGCCGCUUAUACUUUUGUAUUUCUUUGUUGUUUUUUCGGUAAUUUCUUAGUGAUUAUCGUCGUCGUUUUACAUAGAAGAAUGAAGACUGUGACGAAUUUUUUCUUAACUAAUUUAGCAUUUGCUGACCUUUGCGUUGGAUUAUUUUGCGUUUAUCAAAAUUUAUCGUUAUAUCUGAGCACAAAUUGGGCAUUUGGUGAUUUUUUGUGUAGAAUGUAUCAUUUUAUACAAACUUUAAGUUAUACAGCUUCUAUAACGAUUCUGACCAUUAUUUGUGUCGAGAGAUAUUUAGCCAUUAUACAUCCAAUAUGGAGUAAACAAGUAUUAACUCUUAGAAGAUUGAAAAUUGUCAUAGUAUUUGCUUGGUUAUUAUGUGGAAUAUACUGUAGCCCUCGACUCGUUAUGUAUGGUGUUAUAACAGUGUAUAAUAAUACAACUAGAGACGAUGAAAAUAUUUGCAUAAUGAAGAGAAGUUUGUACGAUUCAAAAACAUAUGAUUUAAUUAACUUCGUUGUAUGUUUUUUAACACCACUUUUAAUUAUUUCAGUUCUAUAUUUUAUAAUUUGUUUAAGGUUAUGGACUAGUAAAGUUGUCGUUACUUACAAAGAAGGAACGAGUAAAAAGUUCUUCGAGGAUUCCAUAGAAGAAACUGAGUUUUCUUCGGAAGCUUCCACUAAAUAUACUCAUAAUCAUUCCACUAUUCGAAAGAAUAAUUCUUCCAUGAUCAUAGAAGAUCGUAGAGUAAGAAAUAAAUCAGUUUUAAGGAUCAGAAAGAGAGUUAUAAGGUUAUUAGUUAUAGUUGUCUUAGCAUUCGCAAUCAGCAAUUUACCAUUUCAUGCUAGAAAACUAUGGCAAGGAUGGUCUUCGAGUUUCAAAGGUACUACUUAUUCAUCUUUUACAUUUACUAUAGUUACAACAUUAAUAUUUUAUAUGAAUUCUGGUAUAAAUCCUAUUAUUUAUGCUUUCAUGUCAAAGAAUUUUAGAAAAUGUAUGGUUGACGUGUUAUUAUGUCGAGUGGUAAAGGGUUUACCUAAAAAUAAAGCAAUCAAUUUAACAGAUCGUAAGACGUGUUCGUGGAAAACUUUUUUGACUAUAAGCUUCCAAGCCGAUGGUAAUUAUGAAGUAAUUGUCAAUGUGGUUUUAAUAGAGACUGAAGAACGUAUUGGUACUUCCGGAACUGGAACUGUUUCGACACUAUGUGAAAUUGUUUUUAUUAGUUUCGAGUCCGAAGCGGAUCCACCUCUAACUCUAGAUUGUUCGAAAUUAGAAGGUACCACUGUUCAUUUGUCCUUUAUGUUAGAUGUAUACAAAAUACAAUAA